UUCCACAACCGGGAAAGAAGGUUCCUGAAAACUAUGAAUCUCAUCCCGGAGCAGGAAAAAAAAAAAGAAAAGAUAAGCACGUGACCGCCGAAACGCCCUCCCUUCCCACCUCAGUUCCAGGCUCUUGCCCCGCCCCCUCUGGUCCCGCCUAUCCGCGCAGCCUCCGCCAAUGAGAUCGGUGCCACGGAGUGCGGCUGGUCUCCAUGGGAACGCAGGAGGGAGGAGGGGGCUAGGUUACCUAGCAACCGGUAGAUGCUAAAGAGGCUCUGCCAAGCAGACGGAAAGUUCAUUCCGGAGGCUCAGGAACCCGAGCUGACCGUCCCGUACUGGGGCAGCCAACUUCUAGUUGCUUCCCAAACCUGUAAGUGGCUCUUAGCUCCAACCCAAUCAUGUCGAAUCCCCUGUGCAGGGCGGCCUCUGCCAACGCCCUGCUUACUCAGGACCAAAUAACAACGUCCUCUUCCAAAGCAAAGGGCACUAAGUCUCAAAUCAAGCAGGGUUACCCUCGUGGCAAGGAUGCAAUGCGGGCACAGGCCUGGCCCCCUCUCCGUUCCAAGGGGGCACCCCUAUCCCGUGCGACGAAGGCUUCCAUGCAAGCACAGGUGGUUGAGUUACAAAGGAAGCUACAACUAUUAGAGGGUGACCGGAAGGCCUUUUAUGAAAGUUCCCAGUGGACUAUCAAGAAAAACCAAGACACCAUCAACCAGCUUCGAGAGGAGACCAAGGCUCUCCGGACACAGCUGACAGACCUGCUCAAGGGAGAUGAGAAAAUGGUCCAGGCAAUCAUUCAAGAGUGGAAGGCAGAGAAGCCAUACUUGAAGAACAGGACUGGUCAGCAAGCCCUGGAGCACCUGGACCACCAGCUGAAUGACAAGGUGAAUCAGCUGAACGAGGCCCGGCACCAGCUGAUGCUGCGGCAGAAGCGGCUGGAGGAGCUCCAGCUGCGCCACAGCCUGCGCCAGCUGGAGAUGGCCUACGCUCAGGACAGCAACACCGAGGUGGCCAAGACCAUGCGGAACCUGGAGAACCGCCUGGAGAAGGCGCGGAUGAAGGCGGAUGAGGCCCAGCACAUCACUACCGUGUACCUGCAGCUCAAGGCCUAUCUCCAGGAGGAGAGCCUCAACUCCGAGAACCGGCUAGACUUCAUGGAGGCAGAAGUGGUCAAAACCAAACACGAGGUGGAGGAGUUGCACGUGGUGAACCAGGAGGCCCUCAACGCGCGCGACAUCGCCAAGCACCAGUUGCAGCUCCUGGAGGAAAACGUGAUCCGGGAGCGCAAGAAGCGAGAGCGCCACAUAACCGACUGCAAGAAGCGCGCGGAGGAGAAGAAACUGCAGAACGAGCGCAUGGAGCGCAAGACGCAGCGCGAGCACGUGCUGCUGCAGUCCGAGGACACGCUCCAGGACAGCCAGCGCAACCAGGAGGAGGAGCUGAAGCAGCGCUGGGGCAUGUACCAGAUGGAGGUCAUCUUCGGCAAGGUCAAGGACGCCACUGGCGUGGCUGAGACCCACUCCGUGGUGCGGCGGUUCCUGGCCCAGGGUGAGACCUUUGAGCAGCUGGAGACACUGAAGAAGGACAAUGAGCUGGAGUUAGUGAAGCUGAAGCAAGAGAAGCAGCAGCUACAGCAAGAGCUUGAAGGCCUCAAGUACUCUGGGGAUGCCAAACUGGUGAGCCAGCAGAAGUUGCAUUCAGAGAUGCAGGAGAACCUCAAAACUGAGGAGCAGCGGCAAGCAGGGGUGCAAGAACAGCUGGACAGUACCCUGCGAACCAUUCAAAUUGCCAAGGAGAGCCUCCAGCACCUAGCGGGCAAGCUGAAUCACAUCGCCUUGGAGGACAGCCGGUUCUCUGGAGUAGUGUUGGACCCCAACUCCGGGGACUACCUGCCGAACCUGCUGGGCCUCGUGGAGGAGAAGCUGCUGAAAUUGCAGAGCCAGCUGGAGAUCCACGUCGUGUCCGAGAUGCUGCGCCACGUUGCUGAUCGCGAGUUCCUGGCCAGCUUAGAAGGAAAGCUGCCCCAGUACAACAUCCGCAUCUCCCUGCCGGUGGCCAGCCCCAAGGACAAGUACUUCGACGAGGAGGAAAGUGAGGACGACGACAAUGAGGUGGUGUCCCGCACCGCACUGAAGAUUCGUUCCCAGAAACUAAUCGAAACCCGAAGCAAGAAGCGCAGCCGCUCACGUAAAUAGAUACCUGGAAACCUCGCCCACCCGGUGGCUCCAGGCCCCCUCUGCCUGUCCCCGACCCCUCUGGGCCCAGCCGCAGGCCCCCGGGGCUCGGUGGAGAAUUGGACGGGGCCUGCACGGGGCGCGGAGCAGGCCAGAGCCACCCCCCUCCCCGGAGGAGAGGAAGAGCCAGGCCAGACGUUCCCACAGUAAAUCUCCCGAGGCGGGCCAGCGCCGGCCUCAGAAUCGCGCAAUAAAGGUCACAGACCAGCCCUCUGGGUAUUCACCUCUUCUUCACCCCGCACCACCCCCCUGAGACGGCUGUGCGCCCCAGGGCUUCGCACAGCCCCGUCCCCAGCCCGGGGCUGGUGACUCGCACUGCGCAGACCCCCUUUUCCUGCUCCCCCACACCGUGCACAGCUUGGGAUGGGGGGGACCCCUCCUGCGGGGCCAGGGAC
Molecule: messenger RNA, 2620 nt
Organism: Perognathus longimembris pacificus (Pacific pocket mouse)
Lineage: Eukaryota; Metazoa; Chordata; Mammalia; Rodentia; Heteromyidae
Gene: Odad3
Product: outer dynein arm docking complex subunit 3
Exons: 13
Coding region: 390-2186 (598 amino acids)
Biological process (GO): cilium movement; outer dynein arm assembly
Cellular component (GO): cilium
Source: RefSeq, a predicted model, not a curated record